AUGGUGGCCAUGAUGCUGUGGGUGGCCCUCAGCCUGUGUGGCUGGCUCUCCCUCUACGCCUGGUCCUGCCAUCACUACCGAGAGCGCCCCUGUGAAUGGAGCUGCCGACUGGUCACGUUGACUCAUGGCGUCUUUGCCACCUGCCUCUCCGGCUACAUUGGGUUUAUUGACGGCCCCUGGCCAAUGACUUACCCAGGGUACCCAAACACGGUACUUCAAGUCUACGCGUUGUGCAUCAGUUUGGGUUACUUCCUGUUUGACCUGGGAUGGUGCGUCUACUUUAAGGCUGAAGGACCUUUGAUGUUGGUCCACCAUUCUGUCAGCAUCCUGGGCAUCAGCGCCUCCCUGGCCUUGGGCGAGUCUGCCGCCGAGGUCAACGCCGUCAUCUUCGGCAGCGAACUCACCAACCCCUUCCUGCAGGCCCGCUGGUUUCUGCGGGAGAAGGGGCUGUACCCCAGCUUGAUAGGAGACGUGGUGGACUUCCUCUUCGUGGUGCUCUUCGCAGGCGUGAGGAUCGGGGUUGGGGCUUGGCUGAUGUACAGCGUGUUGCUGUCACCCAGGCCCAGGGUCUUCAUCAAAGUGGGAGGUUUCAUCAUGUACGCUGUGUCGUGCGUUUUCAUGGUCAGCAUUUUUAGGUUUGCCCGGCGUAAAACUGUGAAGAAAUAUCAAGCCUGGAGGGCUUGGUGGAACAAAGAGGUGGACUUGAACGCCAAUGGGUAUCUCAAGAGUCACUGACCCAAUUGUGGGUUGUUCUCCAAGAUUUAGCAUCGAUAAUUAGUCUGGGAUGUACCUCCAAGAUCUUGUUCGAAUCGCCAACAGAGUGAAGGAGGGGGCCAAGGCGGCGUUGUAGAUAGAUCAUGGGACUACGUCUGGAGAAACCCAGGGUCCACCUCCCUGCUCAACCAUGAAACUCGGUUGAAUGAGGGUGGACUUGCUGCAACCCUACAUCCCAGAACUGUUGGAGGACGAAAUGAAACAACUGUCACUGCUAAUGUCCUAAGCAAUGGGUGGGAAGGUGGAAGAUAUGUAUGAUCUAGGGAGAUGCGUCAGAUGUCGCAAGCCGGAAUAGAGUUGAUUCCUGUUUCAACCCAGUGCAAAUGCUUGUGCUUAGUGGGAAUGUGUUGCACACCCUCCUAUUAUGUGUGUGUGUGUGUGGAGGAGGGGGACCUUUUCUAACAAUCUUUCUAUUUUUCAGAAUUAAGGCGCGAUCCCAAGUAAGCCAGGAGUAAUUCUAAAGAAUCUCCUGGUUGGGUUGGUUUUCCUGGUUUGGAUUUUUUCCCCCUCUUGUUAUCUGAACUAAGGGGACUAGAUGAAAAAUGAGUAAGAUAUAGAAGAGCACAGUCUGUACUGUUAAAUAAUGUAGAAUGGGUUCUUCCUAGGUUCUUCUUUGGAGGAUGGUUAAGUUAUAGGCCAUCAAUCCUUAGCUUCCCUGGCAUUAAAUAGAUAGAGGACUGUCUGUCUGUCUGUCUUUGUCUGUCUGUCUACCUCUAUCUUUCCAUCCAUCCCUCAAUUUUCCUCAAUCCAUCCACCUUUUCAUCCAUCUAGGCUUUCUACCUUCUUUCCAUCUUUCCAACUAUCUAUUCAUCUAUCCUUCCUAUCUU
This is a messenger RNA of Thamnophis sirtalis, 1601 nucleotides long. RefSeq names its product TLC domain containing 5 (gene TLCD5). Gene Ontology annotation, cellular component: membrane. NCBI's taxonomy places the organism in Eukaryota, Metazoa, Chordata, Lepidosauria, Squamata, Natricidae. The record is from RefSeq and is a predicted model, not a curated record.